Penicillium brevicompactum is the source of this 1398-nucleotide messenger RNA. Its product is annotated as bifunctional folylpolyglutamate synthase/dihydrofolate synthase. Gene Ontology annotation, biological process: tetrahydrofolylpolyglutamate biosynthetic process. Bases 1 to 1398 code for a protein of 465 amino acids. The transcript has 5 exons. Gene Ontology annotation, molecular function: tetrahydrofolylpolyglutamate synthase activity; ATP binding. Gene Ontology annotation, cellular component: cytosol; cytoplasm; mitochondrion. The record is from RefSeq and is a predicted model, not a curated record. Lineage: Eukaryota; Fungi; Ascomycota; Eurotiomycetes; Eurotiales; Aspergillaceae.
AUGAUGAUUGCUAUGAAGAACAUGCAGUAUGAAGAUGCUAUCGAGCUUCUUAAUUCAAGACGUACCAGGGCACAGCCGAGGCUGAACCAAAUGAGAGGUUCGGACGAUAUGACCAAAUGGUUGAAAUUACUCGGUUAUUCUCAAACCCACCUAGAAACGUUGAACGUCAUUCAUGUAGCCGGCACCAAUGGGAAAGGUAGCACCUGCGCAUACAUUUCGUCCAUACUCCGGAGCCUCGGGUGCAAGGUCGGCCUCUAUACUUCACCACAUCUUCUAAGCAUACGCGAGAGGAUUCGCAUCAAUGGCAAGCCGAUAGAGGAAGACGCCUUUGCGAGUGCUUUUUUCGAAAUAUGGGAUAAAUUGCCACGUGAGGCUAGUGCCGACAUGGACAUCCCCCGAUACCUCCAGCUUUUGACCCUUCUCUCUUUCCAUGUCUUUCUCAAGGAAAAGGUUCACGUUGCAGUCUAUGAGCCACACAUGGGUGGCGAGUUCGAUGCGACGAAUGUCGUAUCAUCACCCGUAGUGACAGCGGUGACUCGAAUAGCUAAAGACCAUGUCAGAUACCUCGGUCCCGAAAUUGAAGACAUCGCUUGGCAUAAAGCAGGCAUCUUCAAGUCCCGCUGUCCGGCGAUCUCAUCGCCCCAAGAGGAAAAUGUUGCUAGGUCUCUUCGGCAACGUGCAAUCGAGAAAAAUGUGCCGCUGUCAUUUGUUGAGCCUGAUUUAUCACUGUCGUUUGUUGAGCCUGAUUCAUCACUCUCUGAAUUUCAGAAGGAAAACUGCUCAGUUGCCAUAGCAGUAGCCCAGGAAUGGACAUCACAUAGGAUGCCUGAAGAGUUGACGAACCUGGAUAGAUAUAUCAAGGAUGGCAUCCAGAAAUUUGACUGGCCUGGCCGUUACCAGCAGAUCGAAGUAGGCAAUUACAGAUGGUUGCUUGACGGUGCUCACAAUGAAUUAGGGCUGUCCACUGCGGUGUCAUGGUUGGCCAAAAUGAGCAAAGAGAAAAGUGCCAACAACUACUCCAUGAGGAUGGUCAUCUUCAGCCAUUUCUCAGAUCGUGACGGCGUCGAACUCUUACGUGUUAUCAAUGAAUCCCUCGUUGGGGAGAGUCUCGAAAUAGAUCACAUGAUACUGACUACAUACAAUGAAAGACAGGACGGGCAGACAAGGAUCGACAGAAACCUCAAGUCCAGAUCUUCAGUGGCAAAGUUAGAAGAGUACGCGCGCGCCUGGAGAGAAUACGAACCUAGGACCAUGGUAUACUGUGAAGGGACAAUUGAAGGUGCCCUGGAGAGAGCUCGUAUGAUUGGUCAGACUUCUAAAUUGGCCCACGUUUUGAUAACGGGAAGCUUGCAUUUAGUGAGCGGUGCGUUGAGAAUUCUUGAGACCAAAGGGAACUGA